UUUUCCCAAAUAUCGAUGCAUCGAGCCAACUCUGGGUGCAGUGUCUCUUCUGGCCUGCCAGAGGGCGCCCUUGAGCCGCGCUGGUGGAGUGACGAUGCCGCCUAUCACCACGAGAGAAGUGAGAGAGAAAAAUCUGAGCGAGAGCUCCCACUCGCACUCUGCCUCGCUCCUCACUUCACUCCCCCGUUUGCUCGUCAAAGUACUCGGAGCUCCGACGCCCGCGUCGUAUGUGCCUUGCGGCCGCGCUUAGAUAGCCCCCGACACGCCGAGCUGCCCGUGCGGGGCCGGAACCGGUGUCCCUGGGCCUCGGCGAACCGAAACGACAAUGAUUCGCGACCAGCAGUGCCAGUGGCACGUCGCGGGCUUGCUGUUGCUCUCCCUCGACGUGACGUUUACACAAGUGGCCGCUGUCAACUUCCAGAGGAAGUUUGCAGGGUCGCAUGGUCUUGGCGGCCGGCAGCUCCGAAGAAGCCUCGCAGACACUGGAAGAAGAUGCGCACGGGAUCCCUGCCAGGCAACUCGAAACCGCCGGCGGUUUUGCUCCUUCACACUUUAUCCGACAAUGAGGGAGACUGGAGCAUCCUUCCUCUGCUGCCUUAUUUGUCUCGUACCUUUGGCAAGAAUUCCUCGUGGAUGGUGUUCCUGGAAGAGGAGACCGGCGUAAAGACGACGAGGCUCGUCGAAGCGCUCGCCAAGUUUGACGAGAAAAAAGAAUGGUUCCUGGGGAAGCCGCUCCACGACGACGAGUCGACCAUCAUUCAUCACUACGCCUUUGCCGAGAACCCGCCCGUCUUCAAAUACCCCGACUUUGCUGCCGCCUGGGCCUUAAGCGUCCCCCUGCUAGUCCGGCUCGCCAACAAAGUCCGAGAGGAGCCACUGAAAUCGGACUUCACCAUCGACCUGAAACACGAAGUGGCCUUGUACAUUUGGGACAACGGGAACGGUCCUCGUUUGACCGCCGUGCCCGAGCUGUGCACGGAGCUCGAGGACUCCCCGAGUGCCAAGUUUUGCGCCACCGCGUUGCUCCCCGAGCCCCCCCCUUGCGGUGAGCCGGUACGUCAGGACAACAUCUUUGUCGCCGUGAAAACAUGCAAGAAGUUUCACAAAGAACGAGUGCCCGUCAUCAAGAAGACUUGGGAGAGGGACGCCGUCUACCUGGAGUAUUACAGCGACCACGCCGACGCUUCCAUACCCACCAUCGAUUUGGGAGUCGCCAACACCGAGAGAGGUCACUGCGGGAAAACGUUCGCCAUCCUCAAAAGAUUCGUCAGCGGCGCCGUCCCCGACACCGAGUGGCUCCUCGUUGUGGACGACGACACGCUGAUCAGCCUCCCCAGACUGCGAUCGUUGCUCAGCUGCUACCAGCCGCGGGAAGCCGUGUAUCUGGGCGAGCGCUACGGCUACGGCCUCGGCCAGGGAGGCUACAGCUACAUCACGGGAGGCGGCGGCAUGGUGUUCAGCAGGGAAGCGGUGGCGCGGCUCCUGCAAAGCGGCUGCAAAUGUUACAGCGACGACGCUCCCGACGACAUGGUGCUGGGAAUGUGCCUCAACGCUCUCGACGUUCCCGCCACGCACAGUCCGCUUUUCCAUCAGGCCCGGCCGGAGGACUAUUCAGCGGACUUACUUGCUCACCAGGUUCCCAUUUCUUUCCACAAACAUUGGAACAGCGACCCCGUAGUGGUCUUUAACCAAUGGCUGAGGGACGGCCGCCGUAAAAGCCCGGCCGCGCUCGAUGCCAAUGAGAGCAUCAAGACGGAGCUGUGAAAUAAAAAAAAAAAAAGGUCAAGCAACGAUGCCGUGGGUGUGCUAUGAGCUUGCGUCUUGCCAAUAUUUAUAUAUGUUCAGUAUCAGAUGGAAACUCACGGGCAAUGUUCUCAAAUCUAUUUUUAAAUAAAAUGUAUGUGCUUUUUAA
Messenger RNA from Syngnathus typhle (broad-nosed pipefish), 1912 nucleotides. Its product is annotated as beta-1,3-glucosyltransferase-like. The transcript is spliced from 15 exons. Gene Ontology annotation, molecular function: acetylglucosaminyltransferase activity. NCBI's taxonomy places the organism in Eukaryota, Metazoa, Chordata, Actinopteri, Syngnathiformes, Syngnathidae. Gene Ontology annotation, cellular component: membrane. The record is from RefSeq and is a predicted model, not a curated record. The coding region runs from base 16 to 1764 and encodes 582 amino acids.